CACGUGGUUCUUGUUUUCGUGCGUGAGUCGGUUCUUUGGAGAGUCGUUCAAUUCAACCGAUUCUGUCCGGAAACGAAACGAAAGUGGCGUGGCGUUGGAGACCUUUCAGGAUCAGCGGGCAAAACGCAAUGUUUACGAAAUCAGUAAACUAGCCAUCAUGGAUGAGCCCAAAAUGGAGGAGCCCAAAAAGGAGGAGCCCAAAAAGGAGGAGCCCCAGUGCUCCCAGAGUGCAGAGACUGAAACAGGCCAGCCUGAGUCAGGAAAAAGGAUUUGUCAUAAGAGGAGGUCUUCUUCACCUAGUCAAGUUUCAAUGAAGAGUUCUGAUUCAAUGAUCCAACCACUUCAUUUCUCUUCGGGGAAAAGAGCUCGAAAGUCUUCACCACCACCAGAACAUCUGUCCAUGAAGAGCAACGACUCAAUGAUUCAACCUUUACUCUUCAGCCAUGGAGAAGAGCAAAAAGAAAUAAGUCAUGUUUCCAUGAAGAGUGAUGAUUCAAUGAUCCAACCACUUCAUUUCUCUUCGGGGAAAAGAGUUAGAAAGUCUUCACCACCACCAGAACAUCUGUCCAUGAAGAGCAACGACUCAAUGAUUCAACCUUUACUCUUCAGCCGUGGAGAAGAGCAAAAAGAAAUAAGAGAGCUUUUGGAUGAGGUGCUGAAGUGCUCAGUUUGUACCAAGUUCCUAAAGGACCCUGUCUCUCCAUCUUGUGGACACACAUACUGCAGAUCAUGCAUCACCAAGCAUCAGGCCCAGUCUGAGCAUGGAGAAAGUGCUUGCCCAAAGUGUGGAAAAAUAUCUGGCACUUGUUCUGUCUUACACACAAACAUCCAUGCAGCGGAGCUGGUAGAGAAAUUCAAGCCAGAGUCGCAUAGUUCGGCUGAAAUUAUGGAGACUGAGGAUGUGGAACUAAGACUCUGUCAAAAGCACGACAAAUCUCUGUUUAUGUUCUGCAAAACUGACCAGGCAGCCAUUUGUAAGGUGUGUGCAGUGGAACACAAAGAACACAAGAUACAAUACAUAAAGAUCUUAACAGUCCCCAAUACUCGGAUCACACUACACAACUUCCUGAGUAAUAUGACAGCCUCAGAGUUUCGGGAGUUUAAAAGAAAUUUGGGUUACGAAUACCCAGAAUGCUUUGAGACAGAGCAAGCUCAUUGUAGCACUCAAGAUGUUACUGAAAAGAUGAUGGAAAGUUUCCCUCAAGAUGACAUUCUGAAAGUCACGUUUCAGUUGGCAUCAGUCAAACCAUUAUCCAAAUGUCAAGAAAAAAUAAAGGAAAAACUACGAAGGAAAUUUCGACAUAUUCAUGAAGGACUUGCAAUACCAAAGACACAAGUUGUGUUGCAUGACAUUUACACAGAGCUCUACAUCACUGAGGGGGGAAGCGAUGCAAUCAGAGAAGAACAUGAAGUGAGACUAAUAGAGAAAGCUGCCAAAAAUGUUAGCAUGCAAGAAACCCCUGUUAACAUAACAGACAUUUUUAAGUCACUGGGUAAUGGUGUCAGAACUGUUUUAACCAAAGGUAUUGCCGGGAUUGGAAAAACCGUGUCGGUUCAGAAGUUCAUGCUAGACUGGGCAGAACAUACUGCCAAUCAAGACAUUGACCUCAUACUUCCUCUGUUUUUCCGUGAUCUCAACCUUGAGAAGGAAGCCUGCAGUCUGAUGGAGCUUUUGCGGAGAUUUUAUCCCGAGCUCAAAGACAUUGAAAGUAUUGAGAAUGGCAUUACUAUUUUGCUGGUUUUGGAUGGUCUGGAUGAAUGUAGAAUUCCCUUAGACUUUCAAAACACCAGAAUAUGCAGUGAUAUAAUGGAGUCAAUUUCCAUGGAUGUCCUUCUGACAAAUCUAAUUAAAGGUAAUCUACUGCCCAACUCUCUCCUGUGGAUCACCUCUCGCCCGGCCGCAACCAAUCAGAUACCCAGUCACUGUGUACAACGGGUGACUGAAGUUAGAGGCUUCAAAGACCCCCAAAAAGAGGAGUACUUUCGCAAGAAAUGUAAGGAUGCUAAUUUGGCCAACUCGGUGAUUAAGCAUGUGAAGUCAUCUCGCAGCAUGCACAUCAUGUGCCACAUCCCGAUCUUCUGCUGGAUUACGGCAACCGUCCUGGACGUACUACUACGAGACACUGAUAUUGGUGAAGUUCCGAAAAAUCAGACUCAGUUAUACAUACAUUAUCUACUCAUACAGACUGGUUUGAAAAACAGGCUGUACCAGAAAUCUAUUAAUGAAGAUCUGCGCAAUUUAACGCAAAGUGACAAAAGAAUGAUUUUGCUCUUGGCCAAAUUAGCAUUCCUGGGAAUGAAGAAAGACACUCUGAUCUUCUACGAAGUUGACCUGAAGGAAUGCGGGAUUCACAUCAACGAAGCGUCCGAGUUCUCGACUCUGUGCACACAGCUGUUUAGAGAGGAGUUUGGAUUGUACAGAAAGCGAGUCUUCUGCUUCUUACACCUCAGUGUCCAGGAGCAUUUGGCCGCCAUUCAUGUUCUUUGGCAAUUUUUGAACAAGGGCAUAAACAUUCUCACUUCUCAUGGCAGUGAUUCCACACUGCAGAAGACGACUCUGACAGACGUACUCAAGAGUGCAGUGGUCAUGGCUUUAGAAAACAAGCUCGGACAUUUCGACCAGUUCGUAAGGUUCCUUCUGGGUCUUACUACAGAGUGUAGCAGGAAGCUUCUACAUGGUCUUUUGCCUGAGAUGGAGAAAGAGUCCUUUCAAAAUGAUGAAAUUGUCCAAUUCAUUAAAGAUAAGAUCAGCGAGGAAGACAGAAGGGAGACAGAGAUGAUUAACCUUUUCCACUGCUUGAAUGAAAUUGGUCACAAUUGGUUGGUGAAGGAUAUCCAGGAGAGUUUGCAUUCUGGGAAACUUUGCAAUGCGAAAUUAAAUCCAGAGCAAUGUUCAGCUCUGGCCUUUGUGUUACUGAUGUCAGAGGAUGUCAUGGAAGUCUUUGACCUAAGGAUAUACAAGGCACAAGCACAAGCAUCCAGUCGUCAGAGAUUACUUCCUAUCAUCAGGACAUCGAAGAAGGCCAUACUCAGUGAUUGCGAACUGUCAGAAAAAGCUUGUGAGACCGUGGCAUCUGCACUCCGUACAGCAAAUUCGCCUGUAAGAGAGCUGGAGCUGAGCCGCAACAACAUAAAAGAUGCAGGACUGAAGGAUCUCUGCAAAGGGCUGAAAAGCCCACACUGUCAACUUAAGAUAUUGAGACUUGCAGACUGCAGUCUUACAGAUGAGUCCUGUGAAAAUCUAGCAUCUGCACUUGAGAGCACCGAGUCCAAGCUUAAAGAGUUAGACCUCUCUUCAAACAAACUGACCGACGCAGGGGUGAAGAAGCUCGAAGACUGGUUCAAAAGUUCAAAAACAUUGCAAACACUGAGGUUAAAUCAAUGCCGUCUUACGAAAAGUUACUGCAAGCACCUAGCUGAAGAGUUGACGUCGUCCUCCACAAAGCAAAUGGAUCUGGAUCUGACAGGAAAUGACCUGCAAGAUUAGAAAGGUUUAUGCAUGAUGAAAGUGGAGGAAUUUUUGAUCUGAACUUGUGUGACAUGUGAUAUACUUCAGUUUAAUUUAUUUGUAUAGAGUUUUAGCAAUGGACAUUGUCUCAAAGCAGCUUUACAGCAAAGUAUAGAAACCCUAGCCCUAACCCUAAUGAGAAGCCUGUGUGACGGUGGCGAGGAAAAACUCCCUAAGAUGAUCUGAGGAAGAAACUUUGAGAGGAACCCGGCUCAGAAAGGAACCUCAUCCUCAUUUGGGUAACACCGGAGAGUAAAUAAUGUAAAUGGUGAUAAUGUCCUUUCUACAACAACAUACUCGUAUACUAUCCACCCAUCCGUUUAUCCAUUCAUAUUCUGUACAGUUAAUCCAACACCAGGUCAUACUGAACCUGUAUCCUAACUCAUCUACUAACUGAAUGCAAAUAUAUUCUUCAGAAUAUAUCUUUCAGAUACAAACAGUAUCUGCAUCAUGUGUAUUGGGAUCCUGUAAUGUGAAGUCGAGAAUGAGAAACUGUGUAAGCUGGAGGAUUUCUACAUAAUCUGUUGCUUUAAAACCUUUUCUUAAAGUACACGGUAGCAACCGAUCAAACAUUUUCAAUCAGAAAUUAUUGUUCAUUAAUUACUGUCUCUCAUCAGGUUAGUCAGGACACUAUUGGGUCUCUGUAUAUAGAGCAUCAUGACAUUUGCCAUACAUCUUAAUAGUCUCAAUGAAAGUUUUGUGAAAACCCAUUUCGUCUUAUUAGCAUUAAUUAAUGAAUAUGAAUAAUAAAGAAUUUGAGCUGAAACAAACUCUAAUGAAGCAUUAGCUAGAAAACGGGCUAGAAAGUAACAUAAAGCUUAAA
Molecule: messenger RNA, 4331 nt
Organism: Hemibagrus wyckioides
Lineage: Eukaryota; Metazoa; Chordata; Actinopteri; Siluriformes; Bagridae
Product: NACHT, LRR and PYD domains-containing protein 4-like
Exons: 12
Coding region: 158-3487 (1109 amino acids)
Molecular function (GO): protein binding; zinc ion binding
Source: RefSeq, a predicted model, not a curated record